GGGGGCUGGAUAUUUACAUUUGUCUAAAAGAAAUCAAUAUGGAAAAGAGCCACCAAGGGGAAUUAAACAGAAAGAGACCAGGGAAUCCUUGAGCUGAGGAUCACCAGGGCCUGGGACAGUAGUGGGGAAGCAGUGGGCUCACGUCUGCUUAUUCUUACCACUUUUUGCUGGGCAUCUGCUAUCAGUCACCAUUAGCAACAGGAUAAUGACCCAGUACUGACAGCAUCCAUCAUGAGCUCUGGAAAGAGUUGGCGUCAGUCCCCUGCUCAGCCACACACUUUCUGUGUAACCUCAUUUUCCUUCCUUCAGGGGAAAAGAGAAACGGGAGCAUUUCCCACCCUCCCACAGGGUUGAAACCCGCUUACGUUUGUUUUGGGAAGUGCUUAGAAGUGCAGGGGGGUGUGUUGGUGUCCGGCGUUGCCAGGGAGCCGGGCUCUGUUGACGGACUCAGAGUCGUGGUGGCCGGGGAGCCAUGGCCCCGCGGGGGGUGACGGUGGCGGUGACAGUGGUGGGGCUGCUCCAGGACACGGCUUUCCACGUGGCCAAGUGCGCGGCAGAGGCUCUGAAGCUGAAAUUUCCAAGCAAGUUUGCAGAUCCUGUAAUACAGCCUUUAGUAGAAUUUGCAUGGCAUGAAUAUUUACAAGAGAAAAAGAAGGAACUGAGAGGCGAGGUGUGGGCAUAUGCCUCCUCGGUGAUGUGCUUCCUUGAUGGGCAGCUGCUGGGGGACGAGAAGGAGCUGCUCAAGUGGUCUUCCCGUGAGUGGGACUAUCGUGACUUUAAGCCCAAGGCACUUUACCAAGCGAUUGCUGAGGAUUUCUACAGCAAAUACCUGAAAAACACCCAGCACGUGUUUGUGUACCUGGAGAUAUCCAUUGAGGAACAGCCUGUUGGGAGGCUGCUCUUGGAGCUCUUUUCGGACGCAUGUCCCAGGACCUGUGAGAAUUUCCGUGCCCUGUGCACUGGAGGAGCAAAGUCUCUUCGUGACGGCCGAGAGCUCACCUACAAAAACUCCCUUUUUCAUCGUGUAGUGAAAAACGGGUGGAUCCAAGGAGGAGACAUCAUAACUGGAAGGGGAGAUGAAGGAGAGUCAAUUUAUGGUCCCACUUUUGAAGAUGAAAGCUUCUCUGUCCAUCACAAGGGAAGAGGAGUCCUUGGGAUGGCCAACAAGGGCCGCCACAGCAACGGCUCACAGUUCUACAUCACCCUCCAGCCAGCUCCCUACCUGGACAAAAAAUAUGUGGCUUUUGGGCAACUGAUCGAGGGCACGGAGGUCCUCCAGAGACUGGAAGCCGUACCUACAUUUAACGAAAGGCCUACAGUAGCCUGCAAGAUUAUUGACUGUGGGACUUUUGAGCCAUGAUCCCCAGCUGGUUUUCCUGCCUGCUGUAAGGUAGAGCACUAUUUUCCACUCAGCUUUUUACUGAUCCUGAUGGCUUUCACUUAAGACAAAAAUAAAAGCACUUCUUGCACACA
Columba livia (rock pigeon) is the source of this 1473-nucleotide messenger RNA. RefSeq names its product peptidylprolyl isomerase like 6 (gene PPIL6). Gene Ontology annotation, biological process: protein peptidyl-prolyl isomerization. NCBI's taxonomy places the organism in Eukaryota, Metazoa, Chordata, Aves, Columbiformes, Columbidae. The transcript has 8 exons. The coding region runs from base 473 to 1360 and encodes 295 amino acids. Gene Ontology annotation, molecular function: peptidyl-prolyl cis-trans isomerase activity. The record is from RefSeq and is a predicted model, not a curated record.